This is a messenger RNA of Austrofundulus limnaeus, 1077 nucleotides long. It is a transcript of the gene aspdh, whose product is annotated as aspartate dehydrogenase domain containing. Gene Ontology annotation, molecular function: L-aspartate dehydrogenase [NAD(P)+] activity; NADP binding. The transcript is spliced from 8 exons. The record is from RefSeq and is a predicted model, not a curated record. Gene Ontology annotation, biological process: NAD+ biosynthetic process. The coding region runs from base 53 to 913 and encodes 286 amino acids. NCBI's taxonomy places the organism in Eukaryota, Metazoa, Chordata, Actinopteri, Cyprinodontiformes, Rivulidae.
UUUCGCUCUUCAUGGUGGAGACAUAGACCUGCAGGUGCACGACUAUCAGAACAUGGAAACCUGUUUCUCCACUCAGAGAGUUGGAGUUGUAGGAUAUGGACAUCUAGGGCAGUAUCUGGUGGACAGGAUCCUCAAAGAUGGACCUGAUCUCGGUCUGAUCCUGGGUUUUGUGUGGAACAGGAAUUCUGACAAGCUCACGGGYUCAGUUCCUGCUGAGCUGAUACUGGAGGACCUGUCGUCUUUUGGGAACAGGCGGUGCGAUGUGAUUGUAGAGGUUUGCCAUCCACAGAUCGUGAGAGAAUUUGGAGCCCGUUUUCUGUCCCAAUGUAAUUUUAUGGUGGGCUCACCCUCUGCCCUUUCUGACUCUGAUCUGAAUCAAAAGCUGCGUCAGGCAUCUGUGCAGUAUGGUAGGACACUUUAUGUCCCCAGUGGUGCAUUAUGGGGAGGCCAGGACAUCCAGAGGCUGAAURACAGUGGGACGUUGAAGGCUCUGUUUAUAAGAAUGUCUAAGCAUCCAUCCUGCUUCCGACUUAAAGGAGACGCCCUUGCUGGCUGGGAGGAAGGAGAAGGCAGGCRGGUUUUGUUCAGAGGCUCGGUGGCAGAGCUGUGCCCACUCGCCCCCAACAACGUCAACACCAUGGCRGCGGCGGCGGUGGCAGCAGGAACCCUCGGCUUCGCCGGUGUUCAGGGAGAGAUCGUGUCGGAAACAGAGUUGAAGGACUAUCAUGUGGUGGAGGUGCAGGUGACUGGGUCUGAUGGGUUCUCYGUGCACACAGUCAGGAGGAAUCCAGCCGGACUGGGAGCCGUAACUGGAAGUGCAACUUACCAGUCCUUCUGGAACAGUUUGCUCAGUGAGUCAUUUCACCUAAAUACAGUUUGCAAAGGUCAUGGAGGCAGACUUUACUUGUGCUGAAGAGGAUGAGGAGGUUUACUUUCAGCAUGGGUCGUAGAUCCCCGUCCAAAUUCCACAUAAAUUAAAUGGAUCAUAUUGGACAUGCUGUAUGGACGGUGGUGUUCUGGAGUCUCCUCAAACCCUGCGACCUUCGUGUUUCAAUAAAAUGGAUACACACAACGAAA